Messenger RNA from Anopheles nili, 4683 nucleotides. RefSeq names its product serine/threonine-protein kinase tousled-like 1. Gene Ontology annotation, cellular component: nucleus. Bases 1 to 4683 code for a protein of 1560 amino acids. Gene Ontology annotation, molecular function: ATP binding; protein serine/threonine kinase activity. The record is from RefSeq and is a predicted model, not a curated record. Gene Ontology annotation, biological process: chromosome segregation; intracellular signal transduction; peptidyl-serine phosphorylation. NCBI's taxonomy places the organism in Eukaryota, Metazoa, Arthropoda, Insecta, Diptera, Culicidae. The transcript has 8 exons.
AUGAAGAACAAGCAGCCGCAACAGCCGGCCCCAAAGAAGCAGAAGAAGCCGCAACAGCAGCAGCAACAGCAACAGCAGCAACAACCGCAACCAGAACAUCCGCAGCUGUGGCAACGUUCAUCACCACCACGCUACAAUCAGCAACCGUAUCAAGAACCGCAGCAGAAAAAGAGCCUGAGCGAUAUCAUGCUGAGCUCGUACUACAUCUACAUGUCGGCCGGUACGCAGCUGCAGAUGGCACCGCAGACAACAAUAGUACAACAAGUUGGCCAAGUCGAUCAAACCGCGUCGCACCAUCACCACUCAUCGCAUCAUCUGCAGCAGCAGCAGCAGCAGCAGCAACAGCAGCAGCAGCAGCAACAAACGCAUCAUCAUCCGCAGCACUUCAGCAGCAACAAUCAACCGCAUCAUCAACAGCAGGUGGCGACGGUGCUGACCACGCACCAGCAGCAAACGUCACCCGCUGCUACAACGGCAGCCAUUGCUGCUGCUCUCGGCGGUGGUGUGGGUGUUGGUGGCAGCGGCACGAGUGGUGGUGGUAGCGGCGGCAACAGCAGCAGCAACAACAACAACAACACCGGCACCGUCAGCAGCAACUGCAUCUCGUUGCCGGUUUCGGCGCAAUCGACGACGACCACGACAACAACGACGGCGGCAGCGAAUGCCGGACAUCCCACGGUUCAUGGUGGCAGCCUCCAGCAGCAACAGCAACAACAGCAGCAGCAGCAGCAGCAACAACACCAUCCCCAUCAUACGCACCUCCACCAUAACAACAACAAGGAUCAGGACUCGAACAUGAGCACCGGUUCGUCGCACAGUGAUAAGGAGGCGGAUACGAUCGUGAGCAGCGCGAUGGCGUCGGCGGUGGCCGCGGCGCUGGCGGUUGCGGUGGCCCCCACCCCCGAGAAGGUCCCCCGGGCGGCGUCCGAGCGCAAACGGAAGCGGAAAGCUCCGGACGACAACGGCGGUCCAGGAGGUGGCGGUGGCGGGGGAAUGGGGUGCGGUGGGGCGGGCAGUGGCGCCGGGGGUCAUUUUCGUGAUAGUAGAGAUAAUAUUAAGGGCCUGCGGCUGUCGAUGCCGUCGCUCAGUGAUACUAAGAAAAUUAAUGAAUAUUUUUCUAAACACACGGUGAUGGCGGCGGCGGCGGCGGCUGCUUCGUCGCUCCGCGUGCCCUCGCACCAUGGCGGUGGCACCACCGUUAGCAGUAGUAGUAGUAGCGCGUUAGCCGGUGGUAUAGUGUCCCCGACCACCACCACCACCAUCCCGUCGGCCGGAAGUGGCGGCAACAAUGGGGCCGCAUCCGGUGCCACCGGUGUUGGAGCGUUAGGAGCAAUAACGAGUAGCCCGCACGUGGAUCCGGGUGGUGGUGGUGGCACCGGGACCGUAACCGUGACGACGGGUCCCAACCGGAAGAGCCCCAACCCGCAGCAGCAGUCACCCCACCCGACCGGCCAGUACCCGAUGUUUCCUCCUAGUCCGCAAACGCCCCAUCUUCCGGUGGCCGCCACGAGUGCUGCGAAUCUUGGCAGCAAUGGCAGCAGUACCGAGCUGUUCGCCACCGGUGGAAGCGGUCGGGGUCAGCGGCAGCAGGUGGUGGUGGGUGGUGGGGCGGUGGCAGGGGCGGCGGCCUCCGUUGCAGCACCAUUGCCGCCGGGGUCGCCCAGCAACGCUUCCGUACUAGUUCCUCCGGCCGUUUCGGCGGCUGCUGCAGCGGCGGCGGCGAUAGCGGCAGCGGCGGCGGCUGCGGCCACAUCGUCACCCUCCGCCACCACUGUGCUGUCACCUAUCACCACACCCAUCGUCAGCUCGUCGCCGGCCACGACGACGACGAUAUCGGGCGUGUCGAUGCAGCAACAGCAGCACCAGCAGCAACAGCAACAGCAGCAGCAACAACAGUAUCACCCUAUCGUAGUAGUGGCCAAUUGCAGCACGUCGUCAAGCGUGCACCAGAAGCAAACGGGCGCGAUCACCUCGGCUAGCAGUCAGCAGAAGCAACAGCAACAACAGUCGAUCAACCAUCAAAAUCAAGCAAACCAGCAGCAGCAGCAGCAGCAACAGCAGCAACCUUCGCCAGCUGGAGUCACUCAGCAGCAACAGCAACGAGAUUCACAAUCCCAGACGGCGUUAGCGUCGCAGCAAACGGGAGGACAAGCUGCGCAAAACUCUACGCUUGUUGCGGCCAGCAAUAUUCAGCAACAGCAACAACAGCAGGGUAAUGGAGCCACCCCGACGACAGCCACCUCGGCUGGAAGCAACUGCAACUCUGGCACCGUGAGCGAUCAUCAUCACCAGCGCGUGACGCUGGUAUCGUGCAGCAACACGAGCAGCAACAGCAGCAGUAAUGGUGGAGCUGCUGGAGGACCUUUACCGGUUGCGAACUCCCCAACUGGUGAGCUACCAAGCGGUGUUGGGGGCAACAACGCACCCCACACAACGUCGGUGGCAACCUCGACGACAAGCAGCAGUAGCAGCAGCAACAACAACAACAACAACAAUUCCAUUCUACAACUUCCUGGUGGUGCCGUCGUGACGACGACACCCGCCAAAUCGAUUGCGCAGAAGUUGCAGAUGCAGCAAAGCUCCACACCAUCGUCGACGGCGGCUGGUGGUGGUGGGGGUGUGCAGAGUGAAACCGGAGGUAGCAGCAACAAUGGCGGCACCUUCGGCAGCAGCAAGUUCGGGCAGCAACCGCAACAGCAACCGCAAUCGGGCGUCUCCUCGACGGCGACCCUCAUGCUGACGAAGUUUGUGCAGACUGACCUAACGCAGGCGGACAUUACCGAGCGGGAUCACGACUUCGAGACCAGCCGGACGCGGGUGGACGAGCUGUCGCGGUUGUCGGAUGAACAGAAGUGUCAGCUGAGCGUGCACCAGAAGGCGAUCGAGCAGCACAAAAGCCAGAUCAGCAAGUGCGUUGAGGUGGUGAAGAAGCUGCUGAAGCAGAAGAGCAACAUCGAGAAGAAGGAGGCGCGGCAGAAGUGCAUGCAGAAUAGGUUGCGGCUUGGGCAGUUUGUGACGCAGCGUGUCGGUGCCACCUUCCAGGAGAACUGGACCGAUGGUUACGCCUUUCAGGAGCUUGCAAAACGCCAGGAGGAGAUCACUGCCGAGCGGGAAGAGAUCGAUCGUCAGAAGAAGUUGCUGAUGAAGAAGCGACCCACGAACAGCGAGGGAGGCCGAAAGCGCAACAACUCGUCAGCGACGGGUGGCGGUGCAAGUGGCACCGGUGGUACGGUUGACCGCGGUGGCAGUGGCCCGGGCGGAACGGGAAGUGGUGCCGGUGGUGCCGGUUCCCUCGGUGGCGGUGGUGUUGUCGGCAGCAACACCGGCAACGUUGGCAGUGGUGGAACCGGCUCGGCCCUGCACAACGGCAACGACAGCACGUUCCUGAAGCCGGACCCGGUGGUGAACAGCAAUACCACGUUCACGCUGCAGGAGUACUACGAGUGUGAUGAGAUUCUGAAGCUGCGCCAGAAUGCGCUCAAAAAGGAGGACGCCGAUCUGCAGCUCGAGAUGGAGAAGCUCGAACGGGAGCGCAAUCUGCACAUCCGCGAGCUGAAACGGAUACACAACGAGGAUCAGUCGCGCUUUAACAAUCAUCCGGUGCUGAACGAUCGAUACCUGCUACUCAUGCUGCUCGGUAAGGGUGGCUUUUCCGAAGUGCACAAGGCGUUCGACCUGAAGGAGCAACGCUAUGUGGCUUGCAAAGUGCACCAGCUAAACAAAGACUGGAAGGAGGACAAGAAGGCGAACUACAUCAAGCACGCGCUCAGGGAGUACAACAUCCACAAGGCGCUCGAUCAUCCGCGGGUGGUGAAGCUGUACGACGUGUUCGAAAUCGAUGCCAACUCAUUCUGCACCGUGCUGGAGUACUGCGACGGGCACGAUCUGGACUUUUACCUGAAGCAGCACAAAACCAUCCCGGAGAAAGAGGCCCGAUCGAUCAUCAUGCAGGUCGUGUCGGCCCUCAAGUAUCUGAACGAGAUCAAACCGCCCAUCAUACACUACGACCUGAAGCCGGGCAACAUCCUGCUGACCGAGGGUAACGUGUGCGGUGAGAUCAAGAUUACCGACUUCGGUCUGUCGAAGGUGAUGGACGAAGAGAACUAUAACCCCGACCAUGGUAUGGACCUUACGUCACAAGGUGCUGGAACUUAUUGGUAUCUGCCACCGGAGUGCUUCGUUGUCGGUAAGAAUCCACCGAAAAUAUCCUCCAAAGUGGACGUGUGGAGUGUCGGCGUCAUCUUCUACCAGUGUCUGUACGGUAAGAAACCGUUCGGCCACAACCAGUCCCAGGCGACGAUCCUGGAGGAGAACACGAUCCUCAAAGCGACCGAGGUGCAGUUCGCCAACAAACCGACCGUGUCGAACGAGGCGAAGAGCUUCAUACGGGGGUGUCUCGCGUACCGGAAAGAAGACCGGAUGGAUGUGUUCGCGCUGGCAAAGCACGAGUACCUGCAACCACCGGUGUCGAAGCACAACCGUUCGUCGAACGCCCAGAACCAGCAUGUCGGUGGGCAGAACAGUAGCACCGGCACCAGCGGUGCCGGUGGAGGCGGUGGUGGAGGCGGUGGCGGUGGUGGCGGUUCCGGUGGUUCCGGCGGUGCCGGUGGCAACCAGAUCGGCCAGCAAACGUCCUUCUCCACUGGCAUGUUCGGUAACAUGAACCAGUCCAGCUCGUCGUAG